Poecilia latipinna (sailfin molly) is the source of this 8018-nucleotide messenger RNA. RefSeq names its product Janus kinase 1 (gene jak1). The record is from RefSeq and is a predicted model, not a curated record. Bases 270 to 3788 code for a protein of 1172 amino acids. Gene Ontology annotation, molecular function: non-membrane spanning protein tyrosine kinase activity; ATP binding; growth hormone receptor binding. Gene Ontology annotation, biological process: growth hormone receptor signaling pathway via JAK-STAT; tyrosine phosphorylation of STAT protein; intracellular signal transduction. The transcript has 25 exons. Gene Ontology annotation, cellular component: cytoskeleton; membrane; cytosol. NCBI's taxonomy places the organism in Eukaryota, Metazoa, Chordata, Actinopteri, Cyprinodontiformes, Poeciliidae.
GGAAAGGGUUGUUAGUUGUCAGGAAGGGAUAGCAGUCGGUGAGGAACGCUUCUGAGUCUUCAAUUGACUACCCAAUAUUAAAACAACCUUCGAUAUUCAUCUAUUUGGAUACGGAAAUAUAUUGGGAGCAGGUUUUCGAAUCAAACCGAUGAAAACGGAUACAGGAAAGCCGCUGAGAAAAGCAUAAACUCCGUCGAAUCGUCUUAACAAAUGUACUACUAAACGAAAGGAAGUAACUUGCCAUACUGGCGAAGCUCUUUAGAAUCUGAAUGUCAACUUCAUUUGUGAUGGAGUUGAGCAGGCAACUCUGUAUGAAGAUGAGGAAAAGUAAGAAGACCCAAUUUUCCUCCCUUCCUGCUUCUACUUUGGGCCUGGAGAUCCACUUUUACAUACCAGAAAUACGCCACCUGGAGUACAUCAAAGGAACUUACACAGCUGAGGAGCUGUGCGUCACUGCUGCCAAGAAGUGCACCAUUUCUCCAUUGUGCCAUAAUUUGUUUGCCCUUUACAAUGAUGCAACUGGCACCUGGUACUCUCCAAGCCACGAGUUUGACAUCAAAGAGGACAGCGGUAUCAAGUUGCACUAUCGCAUGAGAUUCUAUUUUAAGAACUGGCAUGGCACCACAGAAGGAGAGUCUCCAGUUUGGAGACACUGCCUCAAUAAACUCAGAGGACAGAGCCCACAGAAAACACCAGAGGGAACGCCGCUGCUUGACGUUGGUUCCCUUGAAUACCUUUAUUUCCAGUGCCAACAUGAUUUUCAAACGGGCAAGGCUCCCCUGAGGGCAGCCCAGUCAGAAGCCGAGCAACAUGAGAUAGAAAAUGAAUGUUUGGGCAUGGCCGUGCUUGCCAUUACUCACUAUGCCAAGGACAUCGGUAUACCCUUUUCAGCAGCUUCCCGUGAGAUGAGUUACAAGCGUUUCAUCCCGGAGUCACUGAACUCCAUCAUAAAGCAGCGGAACAUCCUGACCCGCAUCCGCAUCAGCAACGUGUUCAAGAAAUUCCUUGCUGAAUUCAACACCCAAACAGUUGGGGAGAGCAACAUCACCUGCUAUGAUCUGAAGAUCAAAUACCUGGCCACCAUGGAGGGGCUGACCAGCAGAAUGGGCUGCGAGCUCUUUGAGCCCGUCUCCCUGGCUAUAACACAAGAGAAGGAACUCUCCAAUGGAGGUUACUAUGGGUACUAUAACCAGAGCCAGCUGCAGACAAAAUGUCAGAAUCAGAACUUGGAGGCAAGCAGUGACAUGCAAGUUCUUGUCAUUGGCACCACCGGCAUUUCCUGGAGGCAAAAACCAGCAGCUGUGCCAGUGAUGCCCAAAGACAAAAGCAAGUCGAAGAGCAAGCAGGAUGAAAAACAGAAGAACAGGAAUAAGGAGACGGAUGAUGGCUGGGUGGUUUUUUGUGAUUUCCAUAUGAUCACACACACAGUCAUCAAAGAGACAACAGUCACGAUCAUGAGACAAGACAACAAGAAGAUGGAACUCCAACUGCUGUCAAGGGCUGAAGCCAUGUCCUUUGUGGCACUUGUUGAUGGGUAUUUCAGGUUAAUUGUGGAUGCCCACCAUUACCUGUGCAAGGAGGUGGCACCUGCCCUGGUGGUGCAGAACACAGAGACUGGUUGCCAUGGACCCAUCUGUACUGAAUAUGCCGUCCAAAAGCUGCGACAGGAGGGCAAUGAGGAAGGAACCUACAUACUGCGCUGGAGCUGUACUGAGUACAACUUCAUCAUCAUCACUGUGGUCUGUCAUGAGAUUGACAGCUUCACUAUCCAGUAUAAGAACUUCCAGAUUGAGGUGGACUCUGAUGGCUACCGCCUGUAUGGAACGGACACAUCGCGGCCCACCUUGAAGGAGCUGCUGGAGCACCUGGAGCGUCAGUGUCUCCACACCGACAACAUGCAGUUCCAGCUCAGGCGCUGCUGCCCUCCACAGCCAAGGGAAAUUUCUAACCUUCUUGUGGUUACCAAGGAGAGAGCUUCCAUCUGUCAGCCAACAAAGCAUGAGAGGGAGCUCUGCAUCUUCCACCGCAUUCCCAAGGAGGACAUUGAGCAGGAGGAGCACCUGGGCGUUGGUACAAAAACCAACAUAUACCUGGGCACUCUGAGGGUCAAAAAUGAGGAAGAUGAAGAUGCAGGUUACACAUCUUUCCAAGAGGUCAAGGUCGUCCUGAAGGUGCUUGGUUCUGGACACAGGGACAUUUCUCUGGCCUUCUUCGAAACAGCCAACAUGAUGCGACAAGUGUCUCACAAACACAUCGUGCUGCUCUAUGGCGUGUGUGUUCGUCAUCAGGAGAAUAUCAUGGUGGAAGAAUAUGUCCAGCUAGGACCGCUAGAUGUGUUUAUCAGGAGACAACAGAGUCCACUGAGCACCAGGUGGAAAUUCCAGGUGGCCAAACAGCUGGCCUCCGCUCUUAGCUACCUGGAAGACAAAAAGCUGGUCCACGGCUUUGUUUGUGCCAAGAACAUUCUGCUUGCCAGAGACGGACUGGAUGAAGAGGAGGGAGAGCCCUUCAUCAAGCUCAGUGACCCAGGAAUACCAAUAACGGUGCUCUCCAGGGAGGAAUGUGUGCAUCGCAUCCCAUGGAUUGCUCCUGAAUGUGUGAGGAACCCGUCAGAAUUGAGCGUGGCGGCUGAUAAGUGGGGGUUCGGUACCACCCUGUGGGAGAUCUGUUACGAUGGAGAGGUUCCUCUCAAAGAGAAGAAGCUGACGGAGAAGGAGAGGUUUUAUGAAGCUGAAUUCCAGUUGGCCACCCCAGACUACAAGGAGCUUGCUGAACUCAUGACCCGCUGCAUGAACUAUGACCCCAAGAAGAGACCCUUCUUCAGGGCUAUCGUCAGAGACUUGGAUGUACUAGAAGAAAAAAGUCCAUUCAUCAAACCAUGUCCAAUACAGCCGGUGGACCCGACUGUAUUUGAAACCAGAUUCCUGAGGAAGAUCAGAGAACUUGGAGAGGGUCACUUCGGUAAGGUGGAGUUGUGUCGCUACGACCCUCGGGGAGACCGAACGGGUGAAAUGGUGGCAGUGAAGUCCUUGAAGCCCGAGAACGGCGAGGAACAGAGCAACAACCUCCUCAAAGAGAUUGAGAUCCUAAAGGCUCUUUAUCAUGAAAACAUCGUCAAAUACAAAGGCAUCAGCCAGGAAGAAGGUGGAAAGACCAUCAAGCUGAUAAUGGAGUAUCUUCCACUGGGCAGUUUGAAGGAGUAUCUUCCCAGAUACAAGAGCCAGACCAGCCUUGGCACCCUGCUAAGCUACUGUAUCCAGAUAUGUCGGGGCAUGGAUUAUUUGGGAUCUCGGAACUACAUCCACCGCGACUUGGCAGCCCGAAAUGUGCUGGUGGAAAAAGAAGGCAUGGUGAAGAUCGGAGAUUUUGGCCUCACAAAAAGCCUGAAGGAAAACAACGGUUAUUACACGGUCAAGGACGAAAACGACAGCCCCGUCUUCUGGUAUGCUCCUGAGUGUCUGACUCAGUGCAAGUUUUACCUCGCUUCAGAUGUCUGGUCCUUCGGUGUGACCAUGUAUGAAAUCAUCACCUACUGCGAUUCGUCCAAAAGCCCAAUGACGUGCUUCCUAGAUAUGAUCGGGAGAGCUCAAGGCCAGAUGACCAUUGUCCGCUUGGUGAAUGUUCUGCAGGAGGGAAAAAGACUGGCUUGUCCUGAAGGUUGCCCUGGCCGUGUGUAUGAGCUGAUGCGGAAGUGCUGGGAGCACACUCCGGAGCGGAGAAUCACCUUCAAGCGUCUGAUUGAGGAGCUGUCCAUCCUGCAGCAGCACCACCAACAGAACAGCCUGUAAACCUCCACAAGGUUCUGUUGUGAAAGCAACAUGGGACCAGGAGCGAGCUGCCAAAUCAGACCAUUAGCUGCAUGUUCAGCUUCACGUCGCAGAGGAAAUCCUGUCAUAAUCGCCCAUAAACUUUCAGCGUCAUCUGGGGGAAAAAAAAAAUAUAUAUAUAUAUGCCUAACCGUACUUUUAGAUACUUCGCAUUUGGAACUUAUAAUCCUGAUAUUUCCUGUUGUGAUGAACAUUUAUGAAGAAAUGAAUCUUAUAUUCUACAUAAAGUAGUUGAUGUUUCUGGACCUGCUGGGAUACUGUAGUGCUCUGAAGAACCGUUCAUCAUGAAAGGAUGAACGGUUUGUGCCGCUGCUGGGUCAUGGACUCCUUUUUUGAGAGAAAAAUAGCACGAUCCGAGUUGAGAAUCAUGGAUUUUUAACGGUUUACAUAGAUUUGUUGUGCAAAUGCAGCUUCCAAGAGGUGGAAUUAAAUUAGAGCCAGUAAUCAAAUAGCUGUAUGACUUUCAGUCCAACACAGAAAGAUCAGUAGCACAAUUUUAAUUGGAGUAAAUUAAUCUGAAGUCGUAGAAAAUGUCCAACUUGAUUGGAAAGAACCAUCAUCUUGCUUUGCAUCAACUGUUUAACCUGCAUUUGCACAGGAACUGUGUUUUUGUUUGUAUCUUUUUUUUUUUUUUAUUGUGCAAUUGAUCAGUGAGCCCAACAUGCUGUAACGUUAAACAUGGUUAUGGAAAAGUGUUUCUAAGACAGGCAGUGGGGGGCAGCAGUGCUUCACUUUCCAUCCGUUUUGCAGCCUUACAUGGAGCAAGUGGAGGCAUGUCGGAACCCAUAAUCUGUAAAUGCUCUGCUGCACAAGAGCAACAGCUGCAAAGUUCACCGGGAGACGACGUUAGAUGGGCAGGAGUUGCUCCAACCAAGUGACUUUAUUUUAAAAUAAUCCCACAUUUUAUGGUUGAACAUGUUUAUGCAUAUAACUUUUUUUUUUUAAAUGUAGUUUCACAAUACUCCACAAGUAUAAAAAGUGUAUUUAUCCACAUUAGUGGAAUUGCUUGGAGCUGAAGGGACUUUUUCUGCUCUAAAUGCCACCCAUGGGUCCGUCUGUCAGGCAGAGACGACAUGGUCAAGAUUACACGAUGCGCUUUAAUCCACAUUUUAUUUAGGAAUGUAAAAGGCAAAUCCUUCUGCUCUAAGAAAAAACAUAUGUAUAAUUUUUCAAGAAAAAAAAAGAUACAUAAACUCUUAAUGAAAAAAUAAAUAAAAGGUCUCAGUUUUCUUUUAAGUUUAAAGCAACAUGUUCAAAUGAAAAUGGUUCUAUAUUGUACAGCAGUGUGAUGUCAUGCCAAAUCUGCUCUAGAAAUAUCUUAGCAGUAAAACAAUAUUAAUGUCAGUGUGAUAUAAAAUUCCCCAAACUCUAGUUUGUUAGAAAACACACUUGAAAAGGAAAAAUGUUAGUGUGGACCAGUAAACAGCCAAUUGGAAAUUAUUUACAACCAUUAAAUUGGCCAAAAAACAAAACAAAACAAAAAACACCCAAGUGUAUAAAUAUUGCAAACAUGUGAUCAAGAAACUUCCAUGUUCAUUCACUGUUGCAAAGUGCAACCUCUACUGAUCAAUCUGUAAUGUGCAGAUUCUCACAAGUACACUGUGAAACCCAACAACAGAACAGGAAGUCUGAAUUUUAACCUAAACUCAGAGUAAUUCUACCUGCUAAUACAGACAGAUUGUCAUCUACCUGCAGUUUUAGCAGUGGCAACAGAGGAAGAGAAUGAAGCCGUCCAGACCGUGUUGGUCACGCUUUUCAUAUAUUGAAUUAAAACAGCCAUGUUGUUCCGCUGGGCAUUUCUGUUUUCUCAGAACGGUUGUUUACAGCACAGGGAAUUUCCGGUAAGCUUCAUAGUGUCGAAUUGGUGCAUUACAUACAUCACAGCUAAUCGUUAGCGCACUGUUGGCACGCAACCCAUGCACAUGGCGUCAGAGGCCUGUUGACCUUUGCCGAAUGUCUUCCCCUCUCUCACAAUCCGCUUUUCUGUCAAAUAAAGCCCCCCAGAGCCAAGAUAAUCUUUUGAAAGAAACAAAUGGAAUUUUCACAGUCCAUGCCUCCAGGAAGCAAUUGUUUCUCAAUAGCUGAGGGUCCCUGUAUGAAGUGAAGAUUUUCUGCUCAAUUUAAUUCCUCCAAAAAUCUAUUUGUUGCGUCAGACCACCAUCGCCUUAUUUCAGAGAAAAUCACACACUAGCAUGCUAUUAGCUUCAGUUAAUGUGUGUGUUGAUCAGAAUGACACAGCCAAACUCAAAAUAGAAAGAAAAAUUUAGAGAAAGUAAUGCCAUCUGUCACCUUAGCAUCUCUAAUAAUCCCUUUCUCUGUUGAUGCUGAGAAUGAUUCACUCUGCAGGUAACAAGCGCACAGUUUGGUUCGUAUCCCCCAAGCAUCGAGCAGACAUGUGACAGCUCUACAGGUGCCUGCACAGCGCAGUAGUCUAGCAGACACAACACACUGUCUGCUCGCUUCAGUGAGCGAGCAGACAGUGGAGGAAUAAUCCCUGCAGGCUGAGCGGCUGAAGGCAGCUGAAGUUGUUUUCCCCCAAUUUUCUUUCAGUCUCUCUCCCCCCAUUUCUCCGUUGCCUUCCAGGAACUCAUUUUAAGAGCAUGACAAAGACAAACGCAAAGUGUCAGUGGAUGGAACGUCGGUUCAUUAUCUGCAAUUCAAUGGAUCACGGCAGCCGGAACUGAGAAGUUUUAAUCAACUCAAGAAGCGGCAGACAGAAACCUACCAAGAACAAAUAAACAAAGGAGCGACAGAGUGUUAAUUUAUAAUUACUCACAUCUCCAGCCGAUUGCUUCUUACAGGAAGACGAUUAAAGUCAUGUACUGACAGAUACUGGCUGGAAAUGCUCUUUGCUUCAGCCAUUCACACAUGAGACAUGAAACUGGAAGUCUGAAAUGAAUCCAAGCCCAUUGUCUGUCUAGUUUGGUGAAGAAUCUUUUGGUGUAAAUAAAAUAAAACCAACAAUACUAUCCCACAACUCUCUCUGCAGAUACAAAAAGCAAACAGUGGGUCCAGAUGAAGCAUCCCUUUUGUGUAAAAUAAUAAAAUAGAUGAACAUUUUAUACAUACAAUAGAUCAGCAUGUCCCUCCAUACUCCUCCACCCAAAUCACACAAAUAAUCCUAACGUUUUUAAGCAAAUAUACAGAACACUCUGGCAGCCUAAAACACAGCACAUCAAUUCAAAGCUUUGCUUAAUGCAUUUUUUUUCCAAUUAAAUAUUAGUAGUUACUUGAAAGUCUACGCAGGUACAAGUAGAAAAUGCAAAAACAAUUAAGCAUGGUGGAUGCAUCUUUAUGAGGGGCUAAUUUGUUGCUGCACAUAAAAAUGUCACUUAAAAUUGUAUUGAGACAAAGACUGGACAAAGUCUUUGUCUCACAGAGACAUCGAACUGAUGAGACGAUGAUACACACACACAUAAGUCAACGGUUCUGAAAUGAUGGAUAAUUUCUCCUCAUAACCGUCUGCUGUGUAAUAAUAGAAAAUAUAUAAUAUUGCGCUACUCUAACACAUCCAAAUGAAUCUAAAAAUCAUUUCAGUAAUCCAGUAGCUCUCAAUACAAGGUAUGCAGUUACACGGGAAGGUACACAAAGCUUCAUUUUCACGAUCUGAAGUGGUUUGUCUGUAUUCUCAAACAAUUCUGAGAUGGCGAUAAUGGCAUAUUGUGAAGAAAAUGAUCAGUACAACAGACAGAAAUCUAUUUGAAGCAAAAGUAAAAGAUGGCACAGCAGACAAGCUCAACAAAUGCUUUUCAAAUCCUGCUGCCUCAAUCUUAAGCUCCUCCUGUGGCUACGACACAACGCUCACUCCUUGGGCGUUUGUUUCCAUCUUGAAAUAAGACCAAUCACUGUUAUAGCUGCUCACUAUGGAGGGAAAUCCAUUUCCAGUGCUGGAACAGACCAGAGUCCACCGUAAUGUGUGAGAGUGGUCUGAGUUGAGUGAGUAAGGAUAAAGCUAAAAGGAAAAAAAUAAAAAAAGAGCAGCGCAAAUGCAAAAUGAUCUCAACCCAAAAAGAUGUAAGGACAACAGUUUUUUCUUAAUAGGAGACAAAGUGACGAAUCAAAAAAGAAUGAAACUACAAAAACCAAAUUACAAACAUGAACCGAGUCAUUUGGAUCCACAAUAUUAAUAAAUUGUAUUACUAUGACAAUAACAAGAAGCAGUAGCAAUGCUUGUAGAAUUAGACAAAAAAA